Molecule: messenger RNA, 2070 nt
Organism: Indicator indicator
Lineage: Eukaryota; Metazoa; Chordata; Aves; Piciformes; Indicatoridae
Gene: C36H19orf44
Product: chromosome 36 C19orf44 homolog
Exons: 8
Coding region: 1-2070 (689 amino acids)
Source: RefSeq, a predicted model, not a curated record
AUGCCUUCUCGGGAUUGGCUGGUAUGCAUAGGUAGGAAGGCUGUGCGACAAGCCAAUGAAGGAGUGGGAUUUUGGGGAGUCAGUGUCUCCGGGAUACAGCCCGGCGCUGACUGUUCUCGCCUCGGCCUGGGGAAGCUGCUGUUUUCUCAGGGAUCUUUGUCCCGCAUGACUCCGAUCGCUCGGGCGCGGAGGGCCUCUGCGGGUGAAGUGCAGGGGCACAGCGAUACUCCUCGCAGAACCUCCACAUCCGGGCUUAUCGUCCUUCCUCGCUCCUGUGGUGACGUCUCCGUGGCUGGGGCAGAGUUGGAGAAAACUGGAAGAGCUCCGUCCAGCCGCAGCAGAUUCCUAGAGGUGCGCAACGAAAAUGUGUGUGGAAGCCAGUGGUGCCAGAUAAAGGGAAAUGCAGCACAGACCGUUACCGGACACGUAGCGAGGAGCCCUCCGGGUAGCGCUUUUCACACACGGUCAAGCUCAACUCUGAGGAAGGUGGCACAACUAGAAAGUAAAAUCAUGAAUCGAAGGAAGCAGAUGGAAUCGCAAAACACUGAUUUGGGCCUGAAGUCUUUGGGUGAAGAGUCCUCCUCAUCUGCUUCCAGUCAUGAACACAGUGCAAGGGGCAAGAAAUACCCGAAGAGUUAUGCUACUGCCAGUGGAAACAUGACACACAGUAAUGCCUGUUCUAAAGAAGAGGAAAACAUCAAAAGCCUUAAAAAGAAUAUUGUGGUUAAACCGCAGCUUGGUUUGGAUGGUGGUGAGGAGGAAAUGAGAGAAGUGAUGGACAAUUCUUUGGAUUUUUCUUGUGGAAAUGAGAAUUGGAGGAGUGUUGGUAAGAUUCCUAUUUCAUCAGAAAUGCCUCCUCCAUCUCAAAAGGCAGCUUCACCAGCAGAGGUAUCUAAAGCAUCUUAUUAUAGCAAAGACUUGAUGAAAAAUGGUUUUGGUGGAGUUAAUUCACCAACACCACUGGCCAGCAGAAACCUGUCAGUACACCAUAACAUGAGAUCUCAGGCCCUGUCCUCUGUGAAAGACAGUACUGUAAAGAUUACUCUGCUUGGAACAGACAACACCAAGCAACUCCAAAUAUCACUUGAAAGUGACAGAAGUGAAAUAAAAUCAUUGGAUGACAUGUUUUCCAAAGCAGCUGAUUCAGAAGAUUUCAUUAGCAGGAGCUCAGAUGGCUUCAGACUGAAUAUUCUAAGCCUUGAUGAUUUGACACCAAAUACCACCAGUGAGGCAGUAGAAUUAAAGCAGAAAGAGACAGACAUUCAAAUUACUCAAGGAUCAAACAGAAAUCCAAAGAAAGAUACAUCCCUAGUGGAAAAAGACCAGGCUUCCCUUAAAAUGGCCUGUGCAAUAACUGGCAUGAAUGAUGCUUCUGAAGGGGAUGAUGAAAACAAUGUGACUGAAGCUGAAAUCUCUGAGCAUUUAAGUGGAGUUUCUGCAGAUUCCCCUAGACACAAACAGGAUUAUCUCUAUCAUGAUGAGACAAUUUUUAACUCAGCAUAUUCUGAAGACUUUGAAAGGUCUCUAGUGGCAACAGACAGAGGAUCUGUAUUGAAAGAGUCAGAAUAUUCUGAGAGCUGCACCUAUUCUGGAAAACACCCAUCUUCAGCAUCAUCACCUUCAUCUACCAGAAAGCUGUGUGGCCAAGCAUGCAGAGUCACUGUCAAAGAAACUGGGGUUCAAACAGUAGACCCCUCAUUUACCUACUGCUGGCCAAAGGCAAACACCUCUGCAGUACUUGACCCACCUGUAGGAAACAGUUAUGUUGAUCCAGUACCUAUUGCCAGUCACGUCAUCAGCAUGGAUGCAGUAGAAGCCCUGACAGCAUAUAUCCCAUCAGUUCUUGUUUUAAAUGCCAUGUUGAAACAGCACUUGAUGUUGACUCAGCAGUUUGUAGAGAACAUUCGGCACCUUCAUUUAUCCAUUGUGGAGUCACUGGAGAAUGAGAAGUUCCACUACCAUACCCUGGAAGAGGCUAAAGAGUACAUCAGUGCUCACAGAUCUGCACGUCUAACAAUCAACCAAGUGCAUGAAGAAAUUGGGAGAGCACAGGAGGAAAAGCUGCCUUGA